Molecule: messenger RNA, 306 nt
Organism: Prunus armeniaca (apricot)
Lineage: Eukaryota; Viridiplantae; Streptophyta; Magnoliopsida; Rosales; Rosaceae
Source: the annotation of a GenBank genome assembly
AUGACGCCACGUGGCAACAUGAAAAAAUCAAAUCAGUGGGGGUACUGCAGCGAUACUGUAGCGGGAUACUGUAGCGCUGACGUCAGCAGCCCUCGUUUUGGACCUCGGGCUGAAGCUGCCUUCGGGCCAGCCCGGGUUGGUGGGUCCCACACCUCCCCCGGGCUUGGGCUGCGUAGAGUCCUCAAUCCUGCGAAUGAGGCUCUAAAUCUAACGUAUGAGAGAACAAGCAUCCAGUACUAUUUUGUUGCACCUUCAAAUAUGACUGACCAACUGUUAUCAAUCAUCCUUGAAAAAAAGUUGGAAUAA